CUGUCGGGACUCGUGUCCGUGUGACGCAAACGAGAGCUAGACCUCAGUUUGGCAUGUGUUUUCCCAUUUUUGAAGAAAAUCCAGAGUUUCCUUCAAAAGUGUGAGGUCUCAUUCCCGUUUCUCCAGUCCAUAACCAUCAACAAGUCUUAUACUUUCUUACUGUGUAGUUUUUGGGAAGUUUUUACGUAAACUUCCGCCGGAUUUUGGGAUUUGAAGUUCUCUUGUUGCUGAACGUGCUCCAUUCUUUCUUCGUAAAUCCAAGGAACUUAUCUGAUUACAUAAUUUUAUAUUCUCAAGACUUAAAAAAAUGUCACAGAAAACGCCAAUUAGUCUGAUGAACGAGCUUGCCAAAGCGAACAACCUAAACCCUGAAUACAAUGUAAUCGAAGAAACUGGGCCGGCGCACAAGAAAACAUUCAAAGUGCAGCUGAAACUUGGAGACAUUGGAAUAUGGGAAGGAAUGGCGAAUAAUAUCAAGCUGGCAAAACACAAAGCAGCCGAGAAGGGUCUUGAAAACUGUGGACUCUGUAUGCCUGAGAAAAAGGUGGUUAUUUCACGCCCUGUAAACUUGACACCGACCGUGGAACUUAACGGGCUUGCCAUGAAACUCGGAAAAACAACGCAAUACAGAGAACUACCCCCUAAACCUCUUUUGAAUGCCCAUACCGGCCAGUACACUAGUCCUAUGGGAUAUCAUAAUGGUUAUGGUCAAAUAGGGUAUUCCAUGCCCACACAGCAUCAUCAGUUUAAUAAUCAUUACAACAACCAUUUUAAUAUGUACCCUAGAGGACCACCUAGGAUUACAAGGGUCUCUUUAACUGUUGGGGAACAGGAGUUUAUCGGAGAGGGUAGAGACAAGCAGAAAGCUAGACACGACGCAGCACAGAAAGCAAUGAAGGUUUUGAGGGAGGAAUUACUUACGCAGAUGUCACAGUGUGGCAUUGAGGUGUCAGGAGACUUGAAUGAGACUGUAUCAAAUGGUGUUGAUGCUGGCGAUGAAGAAGACGAGUCCGAUAAGUCUGAAAUUAGCCAGGUUUACGAGAUAGCCACACGCAUGAAAAUGAUGGUUGACUUCCAAGAUAUGGAAAAUGCCGGCCCAGCACACAUGAAGAAAUUCAAAAUCAAAGCUACUGUGGGGCCAUACAUGACUGAAGGUGAAGGUAAUAGGAAGAAAGAUGCCAAGAAAGAGGCUGCAGUCAAGAUGUUAGCUGAAUUAAAAAAGCUUCCAGAGCCCCCUGUUGAUCCAGAGAAAAAAAAGAAGUACCAGCGGCAUGGGUUAUACAAUGCCAAGAAAGUUAAGCCCAAGAGUGAUAUUGAUCCUACACUGAACUCUAUAAGCAUCCUUGGUCAAAUACUGCAGCGUCGCCAUGACCCUGCCCCUGUGUACAGCUUGGUUGAGGAGCGAGGCCACAUGAUGAAGAAGGAGUUCACCCUGAGGGUGAAGGUAGGGAGCCAUGAGGCGCUUGGUGUUGGUCCCAAUAAGAAGACUGCCAAGAAGAAUGCAGCUGAGGCCAUGUUGCAGCUUAUGGGGUUUAGACCUACUGAGGGCGAGAAGGCGAGCCAUCAGCCUAAGGUACUCAAGGCUGAGGCUGCGGACAAAGUUGAUGCCACUGCAUGUAACAGCCCACCAACAAUCCUUGGAAGACAGCUCAAACCUGGUCUUCUACCUAUGGUACCAGAGAUAGCCAAACAGCUGGGCUGUGGUAAUGGUGUCAUUGCACCCAUCGCCCAAGAAAAAGAGCCUAUAUCAGCACUACCACCCCCUGUCCCCCCUCCUGAAGGGGCGCUGAAUAGGGCUCCAGGUGCGCCGAUCACUACAGACCCUCCAAACCCUGACCGUGCUAUUCCAGGGGUCACCACGCCUGGACCUGAUAAGGUGAUUGGGAAUAGCUUUGAGAGCUUGAUGAGUUUGGCUGAGAAGCAUGGCCUAGUGGUCAAGUUCACAGAUUACCCAAAGGAUAAUAAAGGAACUCCAGAGUUCCUCUCUGUGUGCAAUGUCUCGUGCGUGCCUCCAAUCACAUGCUAUGGGUCAGGAAAGACCAUAGAAGAAUCCAGAGAAGAGGCUUCUGCCAAUGCACUCAAUCCCUUGCUUGAACACAGGACAGAAAAGGUUGCUUUAAGUAAACCCAUGAGCAAUGGUAAAGAAGACCUGAACACGGAAACUACUGCUGAUGUAAAUAAAAAAUCAUGUGCAGAUGGCAGCGACAGCUUAAUUGGUACCACUGACCCAAACUCUCCCAAGCCAGCAUCAGAUAUAGAACUUGAAGGUGUGACUAGGGACUUCCAGGACAAACAUGCUAACUGUAAGAAAAGUAAAUCACAAGAUGGAAAUGAAAACACUAACAUAGAACUUGGAGGUGUUACUACUGACUUACGGAACAAAGAUAUCAACUGUUUGGAAAGUAAAUCACAAGAUGAAAAUGAAAACAUAGAUAUGACUACUGGCAAAUAAACAAAAAUAUUAAACAACAGACUCAUGGUCAAACAAAAUCUGACGAACAGAUGAAUGAUUCAAGCUGUCACACACAGGGGACCCAAAAAAAUAAUUGAUAAAUCAGAAUUAAACAACAACAAAGCAAAAAAAUUGCACAGUUUUGAAAUAUAUAUACUUCCUUUAAUUUUGGACUGCAAAUAACUUUAUGGUAACCUUCUGUGGUUUAGCCUAGAUAAUGGAGAUGGAUCUAUGAAUUUAAUAUGCUUGCAUGCCUAAGAUGUUAUUAACAUUUGAAACAAUUGUAGAUGUUUAUGGUUCUGUAAACUUCAUCUCCAUUAGAGUUAUUAUGUUAACCUCUUGGAAAUCAUUUCAUAGUCAUUUUCACAUGUUUUAAGACAUGCCUUUGAUAAAAGGACAAGGUGUAUUCUUGACCAUUUGAUUGCUCACAUUGCCCUUAAAUAUGCCACAUAAGUCAGAGAUUGAUAAUAUUAUGUUAUCUAAGCCUAGAUUCCAAUUAAUAAAUAGUCUUUUUAUUUGUAUCCAAACAGAUGCAACCAUGAACAUAUAUAAAGCCCAUCUGGCUCUUGACAUGUUUCAAGAAAUAUCUCCAUUCUAAGAAAUGUUUAAAAACAGUCAUAAAAAAAACUCAUUAUAACUACACCUUGAACCUACGUCAGCACAAAGACAUGUCCUAGAACUAAUUUUUGGCAAUUCUUGCACUACCUUCCAAGACAUUCCAAAGUGUGAGAGAAAGUCUUUGGUCUGUCUUGGACUUGUCCAAGAAAUGCCAACCUUCAUGUUUGUUUUGGUGCAGUUUUCUUGGAACAUAUUUCUCAGUUCAUCCUUUAUACCUGGAAUAUCAGUACAUCAAAACCAACAAGAAGGAACCAUUAUGUAAAAAAAAAAAGCUUUAUAUUAUAUAGGGGAUAUUGUGGUACUGUAUUUACCCAUGCUCUAUAUUAUUAAUUUAAUAGAAUACAAUAGUGCUCUGGCAGUGAUAUAUUGCAGUUACCUUAUGCUAUUAGAAGCUGAGGCUGACUCUGGUUGAAUAACCAGUGUAAUUACUGUAUUUUGCCUUUGUAUUAUUGGAUAAAUGCAAUACCUUGAAAUA
This is a messenger RNA of Nematostella vectensis (starlet sea anemone), 3545 nucleotides long. Its product is annotated as double-stranded RNA-binding protein Staufen homolog 2. The transcript has 4 exons. Bases 308 to 2452 code for a protein of 714 amino acids. The record is from RefSeq and is a predicted model, not a curated record. Lineage: Eukaryota; Metazoa; Cnidaria; Anthozoa; Actiniaria; Edwardsiidae.